Rhizopus microsporus ATCC 52813 is the source of this 3036-nucleotide messenger RNA. RefSeq lists its product as uncharacterized. Gene Ontology annotation, cellular component: Sin3-type complex; chromatin. Lineage: Eukaryota; Fungi; Mucoromycota; Mucoromycetes; Mucorales; Rhizopodaceae. The transcript is spliced from 9 exons. Gene Ontology annotation, biological process: negative regulation of transcription by RNA polymerase II. The record is from RefSeq and is a predicted model, not a curated record. The coding region runs from base 1 to 3036 and encodes 1011 amino acids. Gene Ontology annotation, molecular function: transcription corepressor activity.
AUGAAAGAUUUCAAGAGUCAACUAAUUGAUACACCAGGCGUGAUCGAACGCGUAUCUAGUCUCUUUCGAGAUCAUCCAAGCCUAAUAUCAGGCUUCAAUACAUUUCUUCCACCUGGUUAUUCUAUUGAAUGCAGUAUAGACGAACAAGAAAGAAAUAUGAUAAAAGUAACAACACCUUCAGGCACAACAACCAUUUCAGAUUCAGAACCACUUAAUUUAAGACAAGAUACAGCUGAACAAAAGGAUACAGGGCCCUUGGAGUUCAAUCAUGCAAUAGCCUAUGUUCACAAGAUUAAAAAUCACUUUUCUAGUCAACCUGAUGUUUACAAAAAGUUUCUGGAAAUACUUCAAACCUAUCAAAAAGGUGAAAGACCUAUACAAAAGAUUUACGAAGAAAUCAAAGUGCUAUUUCAUGGAUCAGUGGAGUUACUCGAUGAAUUUAAACAAUUUCUACCUGAGCCUAAACAAAGGAAAAAACGUCUAGGCGCCAUCCCUUCUCUAAACAUAUCAAAGAGAUCAAAGCAUCAUCAUCGUAAUGAUGAAAUUGAAACCUCUGAUGUUCGUUCACAAACGUCGGCUCCCAGCGAUGAUGCCGAUUAUGCCAGACCUACUUUCUCCGCAGAGGAAGCUGAAUUUUUUGAUAAGGUCAAGACAUACAUUGGCAAUAAGGCAACCUAUAACGCAUUUUUAAAAGUACUCAACUUGUUCAGCCAACAACUGGUCGAUCAAAAUGUCCUCGUCAGUCGCGUCGAAAGUUUUAUUGGCGGUAAUAAGGAACUGUUUGACUGGUUUAAAGUUUUGGUGGGUUAUAACGGCAAUGAUGAGGUCAUUGAAAACAUACCUGUUUCAAAACCCAAAAUGGUUGUGAAAGAAGAUGAUAAAAAUGAUACAGUCAACUGUGGCCCUAGUUAUCGCUAUGUUCCCAAGCAAUGGCAAAAUAACAUUUGCUCAGGAAGGGAUGCUUUAUGCUGGGAUGUAUUGAACGAUACUUACUUAUCUCACCCAACAUGGGCAAGUGAGGAUACGAAUUCGGUUACAUCUAAAAAGAACCAGUAUGAAGAAGCCUUACACCGUGUUGAGGAAGAGAGAUACGAUUAUGAUUUAAAUAUUGAAGCAAAUUUGGCCACCAUCGCUUUACUCGAGCCGCUUGCCAAAAAGAUUAGCAUGAUGGGACCAGAGGAAAAGGCCAACUUUAAACUAUCCUCUGAUUUUGGCAUCAACUCAAAGGCUGUCUUUCGUCGCAUCCUUAAAAAAAUAUAUGGGUCACAGAAAGGUCUUGAAAUCAUCAAUUUAUUAUACAACAAUCCCUCGCAGGCAGUGCCGGUUGUACUAAAACGUCUAAAGCAAAAGGACGACGAAUGGAAGCGUGCACAGAGAGAAUGGAAUAAGAUAUGGAGAGAAGUAGAAGCGAAAAACUACUGGAAAUCCUUGGAUCACCAAGGCAUUACUUUCAAGAUGACUGAUCGAAAGACACUGACGACUCGUGCUUUGGUAGCUGAGGCAGAAGCCACCAAACAGUUUUCAUUUGGGUUCCAAGAUAUUGGUGUCUUCAAGGACGUUUCAAGACUUGUCUAUUUCUUUCUUGAUCGUCAACCUGUGUAUAAUCUAGAUGAUUGUGAUUCUAUGCGCAGAUUUAUGAAUAUGAUCAUUCCAAUGAUGUUUGACGUCCAAGAUGUUGAACCCUCAACGACGACAAUCGAGGACAUAAAGAUGGAAGAAGUAGAUGAUGACGAGUUUGAUGAUAGAUCAUCUGUGCAUUCCUUGGAUUCUGUGCUAGCAAACCAAGGAAAAAAGGCUUCUGACAGUUCAAGUAAAAGGUCGACAAGAAGAAAUAGGAAUGAGAGGGAUGAUGGUUUGUUAAAGAACGUGCUCAUGCGAAACACAAGCAAGAUGCAGUCUUCUUCAGAUGAAGAAGAUUCAUACGACGAAGAUGAACAGGAACAGAUAAAACAAGAGAGCUCACCUGAAGAGCAAGAGCAACAACAGCAGCACUUGCAGCAAGAGGACACUGAUGAGGACCAAGAAGAGGAAGAGGAAGAGCAGCCAAAAGAAGAAGUGAGAAAGGAGCCUUCGAUUGACCCAGAAAACCAAAAGACGUAUAAUUUCUUUGCCGACAAUGGCUAUUACUGUUUCUUUCGUCUGUAUCAAGUCUUGUAUGAUCGUUUAUACAAGAUGAAAAAACUGGACUUGGAGUACAAGAAGAACCCAGAAAAGUCUAAAAAGGCUUGUAAAGAUGCACUUGAUUUGGGAAUCACGCCUAGACGCUUUAAAGCCUUAAAGAUGGACACCAAAAAAGGCUACUACAAUGUUUUGCUUUCGUUGAUUGAUAAGCUAUUUGAAGGGGAUAUUGACCAACAGACAUUUGAAGAAAGUGUGCGAUUUAUAUUUGGAGCGGACGCAUAUAUUCUCUUUACGAUAGAUAAACUUGUAUUGUCACUUGUUCGCCAUAUUCAUAUCAUUAUCACAGAUACCCAUUCACAAGAAUUGUUUGAAAUAUUCAGAACUGAAAAUAGAGCAGAAAAGAUGAACCAAGCAGAUAUUAUGACGUAUAGAACAAAAAUCAUGAGUAUGCUUGAAUCUACAGACAAUGUAUAUCACAUUGCUUUUAAACUGCAAAGUAGAAUACUAUCCAUUCAGUUACUGGAUAGUAAUAAACAAGCAAAACGAUCUCAGAUUAAGGAGACAACCUAUGAUGAAUAUGUAGCAAAUUAUAUUGAUUGGUCAAAGGAGACAAAGGGUAUAGAUCAAUCAUUGCUAACACCUAGGUUUUUAAAGAGAAAUUUGAGAAAAAAGGAGCAUUUACCAAAGGACGUCACUGUCCAUUCUGGCUUACAGUACAAGAUAUGUAGGGAUACAUACCAUAUGUUUUAUAUCAUUGGCACCGAAGACGUCUUUGUUCGUCAUUCUUCCACUUCCCAAAGACAAAUCUCCAACUCAGAAAAGGACAACCAAUGGCACAAGUGGCUGGAUAACCACUGGGAUUCACAAGUCGAUAAGUCUCAAGCAGAAGAACAAGCAAAAAAGCUCUUUCAAUAG